This is a messenger RNA of Acanthochromis polyacanthus (spiny chromis), 2963 nucleotides long. RefSeq names its product putative ZDHHC-type palmitoyltransferase 6. The transcript is spliced from 10 exons. The record is from RefSeq and is a predicted model, not a curated record. Lineage: Eukaryota; Metazoa; Chordata; Actinopteri; Pomacentridae. Gene Ontology annotation, molecular function: palmitoyltransferase activity; protein binding. Gene Ontology annotation, cellular component: Golgi membrane. Bases 194 to 1867 code for a protein of 557 amino acids. Gene Ontology annotation, biological process: protein palmitoylation.
GAUGUGUCCAGGGCGUGGUCUGCCUCAAUCAGUUUAGCACAAUGAAAGAUCCCUGUUACUUUGCAGCGACAGAUGAUCUCCCUGCUCACUUUACAUUAUGAUGUUGUAGCUUCCCGAGCAGCUGAUUUUGUUUCCUUCUCCGCUUUUCUGUCGGUGGAAACAGUAGAAGAUCCGCCCGUGUGCGUCAGUCAGAAUGCAUCCGAUGUGCUCCGGCAGCGGUGGGGACAUAUUUGACUGUAUACAGCGAGGAAAUAUUGAACAGUGUAUACACUUCGUGCAGAAUGACCGAUCAAUCCUCAAGCAGAAAGGCUGGGGUGGCUUCACCCCGCUCCACUACGCAGCCCUCCAUGGCAACCGCGCCCUUGUCGACCUUUUCCUCAGUACUGGAGCUGAUCCGAACCUGACAUGUGAUGCAGGACAGACAGCCUUUCAUUUUGCCUGCAGGCAAGGGAACAUCUUCAUCAUACACCAAAUGAUGCAGUAUGGAGCUGAUUUGCGGCUCAUAGACCUGCAGGGAAAAACAUCACUGCAUCAUGCAGUUACUGGAGGAAGCAUUGUUGCAGUGCACUAUUUGUGGGAGACAGGAAUGUUCCGGUUCUCGGACACAGACAUGUACAAGGUGACGCCUCUUCAUCUGGCUGCAUCCACAGGAAACACUGAAGUGGUUCGAUAUUUGCUCAGAGACCAGAGGUGUGCUGUGGAUGCAGUUGACCAGCAGGGAGCGACAGCGCUUCACGUCGCAGCAGAGAGGGGCGGAGUGGAGGUGUGCUGGACACUGCUGCAGAGAACCGGGUGCAGGAUGCUCCGUCAGAAGAAUCACAGCGGCCUCACGCCACUGGAUCUCAGCAAACAGGGGAAAGCAUUUAGACAUCAGCAACUCACUAAACUACUGAGUCGGUACAUUAAUGAGCCAAUACACCACAAGCCCAGAGAGUCUCAUGUUUUGUACUACUGGACGCUGUUUUUUCCGACUCUGAGUGGAGCUGCCAUCCUGCUAAUAGCAGCCAUGUUGGGAGGCUACGGGGGGCUAACCUGCGGUUUGCUGUUCCCCUGGCUGGCCAGAAGCAUUUUCACACAGUACCACCGCAUGACCACAUAUCAAAGGUUGCCUAACCCCGUCUACUUGGGAACCCUCCUAGCUGGAAUGUUCCAUUCCCUGCUCUGCUUCUAUGGAAAAAUGAUGCCUAGUGUGUGGCCGACCAGUGCUUUGGCUCAGGUGUCACUGGUCCACUUCUCCAUACUCCUCGGGUUGUUCUGUAAGGUUCUGACUCAGGACCCUGGGGAACUGGACAGAGCAGAUGCAGAUCCUCGGUUCUCCUGUAUUGCUGACCUGGUGGAGAACAACCAGAGCCCUCACAGGUUCUGUCCGUAUUGUGAGUUGUUUCAGCCUGACUACACUAAACACUGUAAGCUGUGCGAAGUGUGCAUAAAAGACUACGACCAUCACUGCCUUUUCCUCAACCGCUGCGUCGGCCGGGGUAACCACCGCCUCUUCCUCCUCUUCAUCCUCUCCAUGGUGACUGCACACCUUCUUUUCAUCGCCACAGCAACGACUUACCUGUACAGCAAGAUGUCCGCGGGCAGUUACGGCUUGUCGUCGUGGCUCACAUUGCUCGGCGAGGAGUUCUGGGUUGUAGUCAUGAUGAUCAUGAAUGCACUGACACUCCUCUGGGAGGUGUGGCUUCUGACUGAGCAGUUUGAAGCCAUCGCCACGGGAACGACCACCUACUUCAGACAGUGUGAAAGCUCAGCGCGGCAGAGGUCGCUCGGACAACGCUGGGUUUUAGUGCUGUCGUUUCUACUGGAGGGUCGGAGACGGGUGGGCAGUGGACAAACCAGGGAGGACAAACCUGCCAUAGACAUUUAAGACAGACCUUGUGUGCAGCUGUUUAGAAGACUGAUUCAUCAUUUCUCAUUUACAAAUAUUUAUUAUUGCUUUAAAGCCUUUGGUGUGCAGUCAAUUUUGUGACAAUGUCCUCCUUAGAUUCAGUAUUUCUCUAAUGCCAUAUUACAUCUUGUACUUGAAAGUUAAAUUUUGUUACAUCUUAAUAUUAUAUUUUAAUAUUAAAUAGAUCAUAGAGUCGCCAGCAGACAACGUGGCUUGCAGGAUAACUACCACUAAGAGUUUACUAGUUUUUAGAGACCACACUGAAUAACAGAACAGUGUUUUAAUUCACUUGCUGGUUUACAUAGUAUUAUGUGAAAUACUGGAUAUUUCAUAAACUGUUCUGGCACAGAGCAUCUCUAAUAACAUGAGCACCCUCAAUUUACCCCGUUUACUUAUCUGUAUACUUUUUAAUGUCAGUUUUAUUUUUCCUUUAAAUAAAGGUUUGUCAUGGUGUAAAACACACUAUAGAUCAAAGUUUAUGUGCUCUUAACAUUAGCAAGUCCCGUGAUUAGCUUGUGCUAAUGGUUAAUAGCAGGUGCACUGAAAGACUUUGUUCCUAGCGUUAUGUCAUUACCUCUCCGACCUGCUCCCAGUCAUUUGUGCCAUGACACUUCCUCUGCUCUCACUAAUGGGACAUGCUCUUUUCAUGCCUUCAAUUACACACACUCAUUUCCUAUGUGUCCCUUAGGACCAUAUUUCUAGAUUAUAGAUGAUGUUCCCCACACCCCUCACAGGCUGGUGUGUCCGGACUCUGUGAGUGGCUACGUCAUGUGAUAUAAUUUAGUGUCUACUGUACUGCCUUUUGUGCACAUGGAGUGAUUAAGCUGAGAACAUGUGAGCCUGUGAGACUGAGUGCUUUUACUGUAUUUCUCUGUCCCUGAAUCAGUGUUCGUGUAUCCAGCUGACUGCCAGUUGUCGAUUUUCCUGUGUAAUUGAUGUGUGCUGAUGUAUUUCGUCUGUGGUGACACAGUGUCCUUCGAUUUCCAAGAUGAUAUCUCAUUUGUGCCAUAAUGUUUUUUAUGCUGUAGAAAAAUACGUGUAAUAAAAGCACAUCUGUCAUUUAUAUAUAAAACGA